AUGAGCGGCGCACUUCCCGAGGAGUUCGAUAUCAUUGUGUGUGGAGGAGGUAGUGCGGGAUGCGUGGUGGCUGGACGAUUGGCCAACUUGGACCAUAAUCUCACCGUCCUUCUCAUUGAAGGCGGUGCAAACAACCUCAACAACCCAUGGGUGUUCCGCCCGGGUAUCUACCCCAGGAACAUGAAGUUGGACUCCAAGACUGCUACUUUCUACGAGUCUAGACCUUCAAAAUGGCUCUCUGGUCGAUCCGCCAUUGUUCCCUGCGCCAACAUUCUUGGCGGAGGUUCUUCGAUUAACUUCAUGAUGUACACUCGCGCAUCUGCCUCCGACUACGACGACUUCCAGGCCAAGGGAUGGAGUACCAAGGAGCUGCUUCCUCUCAUGAAGAAGCACGAGACGUAUCAACGUGCCUCUCACAACCGAGACUUGCACGGAUUCGAAGGCCCAAUCAAGGUUUCCUUCGGCAACUACACCUACCCAAUCAAGGACGACUUCCUCCGAGCUGCUGAGUCUCAAGGGAUCCCUGUCGUGGAUGAUCUGCAGGAUCUGUCAACGGGCCACGGAGCCGAGCACUGGCUGAAGUGGAUCAACCGAGACACGGGCCGUCGCAGCGACAGUGCUCACGCCUACAUUCACGCGACUCGUGCUGUUCACUCCAACCUGUACCUUGCUUGCAACACCAAGGUUGACAAGGUCAUCAUUGAAAACGGCCGUGCCGUCGGAGUCAAGACAAUCCCGACCAAGCCCCUGCACCCCAAUGAGCUCAAGGGCCGCACCUUCAGAGCCCGCAAGCAGAUUGUCGUUUCCGGCGGCACUCUCUCGUCCCCGCUCAUCCUCCAGCGCUCUGGUGUUGGUGACCCCGCCAAGCUCCGCGCCGCCGGUGUUGAGCCGAUCGUCGACCUCCCCGGUGUCGGUCUGAACUUCCAGGACCACUACCUCACCUUCUCCGUCUACCGCGCGAAGCCAGGCGUCGAGAGCUUUGACGAGUUUGUCCGGGGCAACCCCGAGGUCCAGAAGCGUGUGUUCGACGAGUGGAACAUCAAGGGAACUGGCCCGCUCGCCACCAACGGCAUUGAUGCUGGUGUCAAGAUCCGCCCGACUGCUGAGGAGCUCAAGGAGUUCGAGAGAUGGCCUACUCCUCACUUCAAGGACGGCUGGAAGUCAUACUUCGAGAACAAGCCCGACAAGCCGGUGAUGCACUACUCCGUCAUUUCAGGUUGGUUCGGUGACCACAUGGUCAUGCCCCCCGGCAACUUCUUCACCAUGUUCCACUUCCUCGAGUACCCCUUCUCGCGUGGAUCUACCCACAUCACCUCUCCCAACCCGUACGACGCUCCCGACUUCGACGCCGGCUUCAUGAACGAUGAGCGCGACAUGGUUCCCAUGGUCUGGGGCUACAUCAAGUCUCGCGAGACUGCCCGUCGCAUGGAGGCAUACGCCGGAGAAGUUGCCAACAUGCACCCAACCUACGCAUACGACUCCACUGCUCGCGCCAGGGACCUCGACCUGCCGACCACCAACGCGUACGCCCUACCCGGCAACCUGUCCGCUGGUAUCCAGCACGGAAGCUGGACGCAGCCCCUCAACGAGGCGGACAGGAAGGCCGACCUCAAGAAGACGGUAUCCAGCAACCGCGUUGAUGUUCGCGACGAGCUCAAGUACAGCGAUGAUGAUAUCAAGGCCGUCGAGGAGUGGGUUAAGCGCCACGUCGAGACCACUUGGCACAGCCUCGGAACCUGCUCCAUGGCCCCCAAGGAGGGCAACAGCAUCGUCAAGCACGGUGUUCUGGACGAGCGCCUGAACGUCCACGGUGUCAAGGGCCUCAAGGUCGCCGACCUUUCCAUCUGCCCCGACAACGUCGGCUGCAACACGUACUCAACCGCUCUGCUCAUCGGCGAGAAGGCCGCCAUGCUGGUCGCCGAGGACCUCGGAUACUCGGGCGAGGCCCUGGAGAUGAAGGUUCCCAACUACCACGCCCCCGGCGAAUUCGUGGGUGCCACCGCUCGUCUGUGA
Molecule: messenger RNA, 2013 nt
Organism: Colletotrichum karsti
Lineage: Eukaryota; Fungi; Ascomycota; Sordariomycetes; Glomerellales; Glomerellaceae
Product: alcohol oxidase
Exons: 10
Coding region: 1-2013 (670 amino acids)
Molecular function (GO): oxidoreductase activity, acting on CH-OH group of donors; flavin adenine dinucleotide binding
Source: RefSeq, a predicted model, not a curated record